Molecule: messenger RNA, 2864 nt
Organism: Diaporthe batatas
Lineage: Eukaryota; Fungi; Ascomycota; Sordariomycetes; Diaporthales; Diaporthaceae
Exons: 1
Coding region: 147-2537 (796 amino acids)
Biological process (GO): ceramide catabolic process; sphingosine biosynthetic process; long-chain fatty acid biosynthetic process
Cellular component (GO): extracellular region
Molecular function (GO): N-acylsphingosine amidohydrolase activity
Source: RefSeq, a predicted model, not a curated record
AUCUGAUCCGGGACCCGUCACUACCACGUUCUUCUCGCUUGUUCUUCAUUCUUCUUUUGAUACAACUCACAGUUCACGCAAUGAUCAUGCUACAGGUGUAGAGGGCGAGCGAAAGAGAACGUGAGAGAGAGGAGAACAGAGCGAAUAUGGACGAGCACAAGACAUCCGCAGGGCCUCUGUCAAAACCUGUGUCGAGAGACUCCCGCAGGCUCAACACAACUUCAUGGCUCUCUCUCAUUUUCGUCAUCACAUUCUCACUCUAUCUAAUCCACACGACGGCAUCAGGACCCGCCAGGCAUGUUCUCGGAUGGUUCACAAAUGAUGCACCUCCACCCAUGGCCUCCAGCCCCUACGAGGGUGAUCAAUACCUCUUGGGCGUGGGAAAGGCCGACAUCACGGGGCCGGUCGUCGAGGUGAACCUGAUGGGCUAUGCCGACCCCAAACAGCUCGGGACAGGCCUACGCCAACGCCUCUACUCGCGUGCUUUUAUAGUAGGUGACACCAAGAACCCCGCCGACCGCUUCGUCUACCUGGUGCUUGAUACCCAGUCAGGAGAUACGGCCGUGAGAUAUGGCAUCAUUUCUGGGCUCAGAGACCUGGGCCCCGAGUAUGAAGCCUAUCAGAACCACAACAUCGCUGUCACCGGCACACAUUCACACUCGGGCCCAGCCGGAUGGCUCAACUAUCUGCUGCCUCAGAUCACCAGCAAGGGAUUCGACCACCAGGGAUAUCGGGCGAUAGUUGAUGGUGCCGUGCGUUCCAUAGUCAGAGCCCACGAGUCCCUCCAGCCUGGCCACCUCAGCAUCGGCUCCACCAGGGUGGAGGGUGCCAACAUCAACAGGAGCUUGUUCGCCUAUCUGGCCAACCCGGAGGAGGAACGCGCCAGGUACAACAUCAGCAGCGAGGAUGAUGGCUCUGUGGAAAAGGACCUUACCCUGCUCAAGUUCCAACGUGCGUCCGACGGGAAGAAUAUCGGCGUCCUGACCUGGUUCCCCACCCAUGGCACAUCCAUGUAUGGCAACAACACAAUAAUCACUGGCGAUAACAAGGGAGUAGCUGCCUACCUCUUUGAGAAGAGCGCCGCAAAGGACCCCUCGGCUGCCGACGGGUUCGUCGCCGGCUUCUCGCAGGCAGACGUCGGCGACACCAGUCCCAACGUCCUGGGUGCAUACUGCGAGGAUGGCUCCGGGGAGACGUGCAGCUUCGAGAACAGCACCUGCCCGGGCGACGGGAGGAGCCAGAAGUGCCACGCCCGUGGCCCGCUGUACACGGCCGACGACACUGGCACCUCAUCCUGCUUCGAGAUCGGCCGGCGCCAGUUCGGGCCGGCAAAGUCCCUCUACGACGAGCUCAAUGCGGACCCCGUCCCCGUCCGAGGGCCCUGGGUCAAGUCCUUCCACACCUUCCACAACAUGUCAGACUUCACCUUCGAACUCCCCAACGGCACCUCGGUCUCGACCUGCCCCGCGGCCCUGGGCUGGUCCUUCGCAGCAGGCACGUCUGACGGCCCCGGCGCCUUCGACUUCACACAGCACGACGGCAACCCGUCCAACACGUCUCCCGUGUGGCGCGUGGUAUCCGGGUUCCUCAAGGAGCCCUCGGACGAGCAGCGCGCGUGCCAGGGCUCCAAGCCCAUCCUGCUCGACGUCGGCGAGGUGCACAAGCCCUACGCCUGGACCCCCAACGUCGUCGACGUCCAGGUCCUCCGCGUGGGCCAGCUGCUCAUCGUCGUCAGCCCGGGCGAGGCGACCACCAUGGCCGGGCGGCGGUGGAAGGAGGCCGUCAGGGCCGAGAGUGCGGCCAUCUUUGGCGGCGAGUCUGAGGGAAACGAACAACCGGACCCCGUCGUCGUGCUGGGGGGGCCGGCAAACAGCUACACGCACUACAUCGCCACGGAGCACGAGUACUCGGUCCAGCGGUACGAGGGCGCCUCGACGCUGUACGGGCCGCACACCCUCGCGGCCUACAUCAACGUGACGCUGGCGCACCUCCCCCUCCUGGGCGCCCGCGUCCCCCCGGGCUCGCUCCCGCGCCAGCCGCCCGCCGCCUUCCCGCCCGACAACACGAACCGCUCGCUCAGCUUCAUCGCGGGCGUCGUGCGCGACGGGGCGCCGCUGGGCCGCGCGUUCGGGGAGGUCAAGCAGGACGUGCGGCGGUUCUAUCGCGCCGGCGCCGACGUCUCGGCCGUGUUUGUCGGCGCGAACCCGCGCAACGACCUGAGGCUGGGGCGCACGUAUGCCGCCGUCGAGAAGCUCGUGCCGGCUGCCGGGGCCGGGCGGCGGGGGGGACACCAGGAGGGGGAGCUCUGGCGGACGGUCAGGGACGACAGCGACUGGGCGCUGGUGUUCCGCUGGAGGCGGACCAGCGAGCUGCUCGCCACGAGCGAGGUCGAGAUCACGUGGGAGACGGGCAGGGAGCCCGAGGGCGAGGGGCCUGAGCCUGGCGUGUAUCGGAUCCGGUACUAUGGUGACUGGAAGAGUCUUGGGGGUACCAUCACCCCGUUUGAGGGGGUCACGGGGGCUUUCACGUUGGUUUGAAGGGAUGGCCAAAGGGGGCGGCGGUUCAGGGCGUUUAUCUGCAUGCUGCAUAUACGAAGGCAACGGUCAUGAGUGGCAUGGUAACGAGUGUUCACAGCGGUCACGGGACGGGUUCAGCGGGUCAGACGGAGUCAAGACUGGUAGACACUCCAAUAGGGCAUUUUCAUACUCCUCAACUAGUUUCACACGUCUCGUCUGCCUUUAUUACUGCUUCUGAAUGUCUCUAGGGUGCAGGGCAGGGCAGGCCAAAGGGUCAAAAGGGCAAGAAGGCCCUCCGAAGAGUCAGAAAACCCUCCUCCGUCUGUCGCAGACCAUUGCUGAUUUUUG